Molecule: messenger RNA, 826 nt
Organism: Diversispora eburnea
Lineage: Eukaryota; Fungi; Glomeromycota; Glomeromycetes; Diversisporales; Diversisporaceae
Source: the annotation of a GenBank genome assembly
AUGAAUUAUAAAUCUAAAGAAGAGCAAACGAAACCAUGGAUAAAAACUGAACAGUCUAAUGAGUCUCAGAGUUAUUUUCAACACUCAUUUAUUCAUAUAAACUCUAUAGACGAUUUAAGUAUGUUAUCAAAAAAGCCUUCAGAAACAAACAUUAUUGAUACAAUAAGAUUGACCAAUAAAAGUAUUGAGACACCAUCAAAAAAUCCUUUAUAUUUACCUGCAUUAAUAAAAGAUUCAACACAAGAUAAAAAUGGAUGCCUAGAGGCAGAUAUUAAUUCAAUGGAAUUGACUAAUAAAAUAACAUCAAAUGUUUCAACACAGCUAUCAGAUAAAAAUGAUUAUCAAGAGACAAAUAGAGAUUCAACAAAAUUGACUGAUAGAAUAACAGCAGAAUAUUACGAUUCAUAUAUAAGUCCAAAAACUUCAUCAAAAAUACUAUCAAAUUUAUCAAAAUCAACUAAAGUUAAAGUAUUAGAUAGAGGUUCAAUAGGAUUGAAUUAUAAAACAUAUUACAAUUUGUAUAAAGAGGCUUUAUCAAAAAGGCGAGGAAGCGAAACAGAUGACACAACAAAAAAUAAAAGUAAAUAUAAGUGGACUCACGAACAGGAACAAACACUGCUUCAAGCAGUAAACAAACAUGGUGAACAAUGGCGACUUAUUUCAAAAACAUAUUUUGAUUCAGCGAGAACUAAAGGUGCUCUACGAUUAAGAUAUAAUGGACUGAUCCCUCAGAGACAGGAAGAUCGCGCAACAAAAAGUAAAAGUAAAUAUAACCUGUGGACUCACGAACAGGAACAAACACUGCUUCAAGCAGUAAACAAACAUG